CGGGGAGCGAGGCCGGAACCGCGGAGCGCUGCGGGACUCAUUCUGUGCGGGACUCACUCUUUCUCUCUGUGCGGGACUCGCUCGCUCUCUCUGUGCGGCUCGGUGCGGAGCGCGCAGCGCUGCCGGCCGGUCCCAUGUCGGCUCCGUUCGAGGAGCGCAGCGGGGUGGUGCCCUGCGGGACGCCCUGGGGCCGCUGGUACCAGACGCUGGAGGAGGUGUUCAUCGAGGUGCGCGUCCCGCCGGGCACCCGCGCCAAGGACGUGCGCUGCAGCCUGCGGAGCCGGCACAUCUCCCUGGCCGUGAGCGGGCAGGAGCUGCUGCAGGGUAAACUUUUUGACUCUACAGUAACUGAUGAAGGAACGUGGACCUUAGAAGACAGGCAGAUGAUACGAAUUGUUCUAAUGAAGACAAAUAGAGAUGCUGGAAAUUGUUGGACAUCUCUGUUAGAAAAUGAAUAUGCUGCUGAUCCUUGGGUGCAGGACCAGAUGCAAAGGAAACUUACACUGGAGCGCUUCCAAAGAGAAAACCCUGGGUUUGACUUCAGUGGGGCAGAAAUUUCUGGAAACUACAGCAAAGGAGGACCAGACUUUUCUAGUCUUGAAAACUGAACUUUUUAUAUAUGAUCCUUCAGACAAAUUACAUGUUACAGUUAAAGACUGGAAUCAUGUACCUGUUGAAGACUUCAGUGAUCUCUUCAAUGGAUUGUUGUCAAAAGUAAUUACUUCAGUGAAGAGAAAGAAGCUCUUUUCCAGCAGAAUGAAGACAAAAUGUUACCAGCUGAUUUAUAAGCUGUGAUACUGAGGCACAGACUAUAGAGAAAGGUGUACAUAAAAAAGUAACAUCUUUAAGCAGAACAUUUGGUUUGGGUUUUUUUUUUUUUUAAGAAACACCAUAGUAAACAAAUCGGUAAUAAAUCUACUGCUUAUCUGUGGGGAUUUUCAACGCUUAUCUUAAUGCAAGGGUAUCUUCUUAUUCUUGCUUAUCUACACUUGGGAAGGAAUCUCCCCAUGCACCAGGCUGGGGCACAGCUCUGUGGAGAAGGACUUUGGGGUUCCGGUGGACAAUGAGCUGUCCUUGAGCCAGCAGUGCCCUGGGGGACAAGAAGGCUAAUUAUAUCCUGGGGUGAAUCAGGAAAAACAUUGCUGUAAGAUCAGGGAGGUGAUCCUGCUCCUCUGCUCAGCCCUGGUGAGGCCAGAUCUGGUGUGCUGUGCCCAGCUGGGCUGCUCAAGACAGGAGGGACGCGGAGCUUCUGGAGCGAGUUCACGGAGGCUGUGGAGGGGAUUGAAGGAUAUCCCUAACAGGAAAGGCUUUGGGAGCUGGGGCCAUUCAGCCUCUAGAGGAGACACAGCUAAGAGGGGACCUCAUCCCUGUCUGUCCCUGUCUGCAGGAAGGGCUCAGAGCAGGGACCAGACUGUUCCAUGGUGCCCAGCAACAGGACAAGAGGCAUCCAACCAACCUUUGUUAAGACCAGCCUUUGUUCUCUAGGAUGCAGGA
Ficedula albicollis (Collared flycatcher) is the source of this 1494-nucleotide messenger RNA. It is a transcript of the gene NUDCD2, whose product is annotated as NudC domain containing 2. Lineage: Eukaryota; Metazoa; Chordata; Aves; Passeriformes; Muscicapidae. Gene Ontology annotation, cellular component: cytoplasm. The record is from RefSeq and is a predicted model, not a curated record. Bases 135 to 608 code for a protein of 157 amino acids. The transcript has 4 exons. Gene Ontology annotation, biological process: protein folding.